Letharia lupina is the source of this 876-nucleotide messenger RNA. RefSeq lists its product as uncharacterized. The transcript has a single exon. Lineage: Eukaryota; Fungi; Ascomycota; Lecanoromycetes; Lecanorales; Parmeliaceae. The record is from RefSeq and is a predicted model, not a curated record. The coding region runs from base 1 to 876 and encodes 291 amino acids.
AUGGCAAAAUAUGGAGAAACCAAUCUCCCCCUCACGCCCUGCUUCAUGAACGUAGUGGAGCUGCUAGCCCAAUACGCCGAGCUUGAUUGGUUGAGCAAAGUCAGACAGCGCCACGGAGUUGUACUGCCUGCAUACCCACAGGUAGAAAUAGCCGUACUGCCGGCUGCUCCGGCAAAUUCUGUCGAGGUCCGUCUCGUCGUUUGGGGCAUUUGGGUCGGCAUUCGCGAUAUCGUCACUAGGAACAGUUUCCACGAAGCUGAGUUUGACGUCCUUUGGGAUCACGAGGUGGUGGCUUAUAUUUAUUUCACGAAGCCGAUGGACCUUCAAGUCACCGGCAGCAAUGGGACUCUAGGCACUGAUGAGCCCUUGACGCUGUUGCCUAGUCCCAACGAAACCACAGGCGGCAUCCUCGUUAACGCUAACAGCACAGAGAGUUCUUCUGAUGCCUUGAACGAAGGGCGCUUCAACUGGAGGCCUUUGUUUCCACCGGACGCCAAAACCCUUACUGUCGUUGAAGUCUUCCUCACGGUCAUGGCCGGUCUGAAAAACGCAGCACCGCACCCAGCCUCUGAAAAAGUCCCCGGACCAUACGCCUCAGCCGCCAUUGAUGUCUAUGCAAAUAUGCAAUUCUAUCUUCACAAAAGAAGAAUCCCACGCACUAAGCCGCCCUUCUUUCAGUACAUUCACGUCAUCAAGUCUUUGAGAAUGGUUCCUGGGUACAUGUUGGAGAAGAAGAGGUUCUCAGAAAUGUUUUUCUCGAUGGAGGUUAGCGGCAUACCGGUGGGGGAAGGGUAUUUGAAGAAGGGUCCUUACGCUCCUCCACGCUUUGUCUUGGGGGAUAUGCUUGGGCCGAAGGACAAUGUGUCAAUUUCGUGA